Molecule: messenger RNA, 3142 nt
Organism: Hemibagrus wyckioides
Lineage: Eukaryota; Metazoa; Chordata; Actinopteri; Siluriformes; Bagridae
Product: coiled-coil domain-containing protein 89
Exons: 7
Coding region: 249-1298 (349 amino acids)
Source: RefSeq, a predicted model, not a curated record
UUAUUUUUUCCCUUUCUUUGUUUCUUUAUGUUUUUCUUUGUUAAAAAUCAGCGUUUUCAUUGCGCGCACAGUCCAGCAUGCGCGUGCACAGCAGCAACGUGGACGCGUUACCAUGGCAGCAGCGAUAAACCCGAAAUCUCCGUCACCACUGCCGACCACAGAGAGUCGCCGAGACGGUUUAGUCACUACAUGGUAACUGAUUAAAUAAACUAGUGAUCUAUUUGUUUGUUUUGUUUUUCCACCAAGAUAUGACAUCUCAGAGAAACCAGAAAGACAUCAAGCCGAUCAUUUUAGACACCGAACAGGACAUGGAUGAUGUCCACCAAGCACUAGAGAAGCUGAGGGGACUGUCGCAUGAGGAGCGGACUGAGGCAGGGAUGCUGCGCUCCAGACUAGAGGAACAAUCCAGCUUGAUCUGCAUGCUGAAGCAGCGGGCUGAUGAGAUGCUGCUUCGCUGUCAAGCUCUAGAACGGGUCAACACCGAGCUGGAGAACCUGCGAGACAACAUGCAGAAAGAACUGCAGAAUGAACGGGAGAAAUCAGAGCAGCAGGAGCAGAGGUUCAUGGACCUUGCUGCCAAUCACAAUGAGCUGAUCAACUUCAAAGAUGAAUACAAGCAGAAGAAUGUUAAGCUGAUGAAGGAGAACCAGAGCCUACGAGAGGAGAAUGAAAAGUUGUUCAGUAAAGAACUGCAGGAGAAAGAGGAGACCAUUUACAAACUCAGCCAAGAGUUGAGUGACCUCAAUAAAAAACACAGACAAUCAGAAAAAGAAUACCAUGACAAAGCAACAGUUUCCCAGAUGAAAUUGAAGGAACUGACAGAUCUCCAUCAGGAGAAAGAGGAGUCUUUGCAUGAUAAACUGCACAGCAUUCAGAAAGAGCUAAAGAAUGCACUGGUCAUGCAUGCAGAUGUGGUUUCAAAACUUAAGCAAAACCAGGAAAGAGAAAGAUUGGCAGAAGAGAGGAUAGAAGCACUUACAAAGGAGAAGGAAAAACUCCUGGAACUGUCCAUGCAAAGAGGGAAAAUUAUACAGGAUAAACAAGAGGAAAUUCAGGAGUUAGAAAAGAAGAAGGAAAUGGCAGAAAAUGCUAGACAGGAAGCAGAGGACAGGUUUGAAAAAGAAGCUGCUGCAGUGAAUGCAGAGCUGAGAGUAAAGCAGCUUCAGCAUGCUCUCCACAAAGCAGAGCAGACGUACACAGAUCUGAAGAAGGAGUUUGAGGCAUAUAAAAAGUACAGCAGUGACCUACUGGAACAGGAAAAGGAGUUAAAUGCCAAACUUCGCCACCUGGGCAUCUGAGGCCUCUCUCCAGAUCUGUGUGUGUGUGUGUGUGUGUGUGUGUGUUAAAGAGAGAGAGAGAGAGAGAGAGAGAGAAGGGCGUUAAAAGAGGGUGAUGUCUGUAAAAGCAGUAUUACAUUGACGAGUCCCGAUGAAAGAGGACUAACCGUUAACCUCCACUAGAGGGCAAUUACACUGCUUGCUGCUUGUCCGACAGUUAUGUAUUUAAUUAACAGUUUAGAUAAAACGGUAUGUGUGUAUAAGCCACCAAAUAAUAAAUUAAAUUUACCAAAUAAAAAUCCUAACAUCAAUUUGCCAUGAAAAGUUAGAAAAGACUGAGUUUAGUUGAACAUACAAGGAGAUAAGGUAGCAUACUUUAUUAAUACAAUAAAUUGUUUUUUUAGAUGUGGACUUGAUUGGAUUGAAGUAAAUAAAAUGAAUGAAUUAAUUACUUAAUUUUUGGUAACUGGUCAGGGUCAGGGUGGAUCUGAAACCUGUCGCUGAAUCACUGGGCACAAGGCAGGAAUUCACACACACAUAUACAUACACACACACACACAUUCUCUUUUACACUCUUUUACACCUAAGGGCAAUUUGGAGUAGAAAUUCCACCUACUGCCAUGUUUGUUAGGAGAUGGGAAGGAGGAAACCCAAGAUCCCAGACAAAACUCAUGCAGACAUGGACAGGACAUGUGAAAUAGAUAGAACGCAGUAAUCUGAGCUCAGGAUCAAACCAGGAAUGUUGGAGUUGCUACCUGUUGAAUUGCAUAAAUAUGUUAAAAUCUUAUAGUGAUGCUUUGGAAAACAGUGCAACAUUAGCUACUUUUAUUUUAUUUUAUUUUUUACAUACACUAGUUACAGUAAUAUUACACUAAUCAAAUUUAUGAUAAUUACAUUGUUCCGGGAAUACAGACCUACUUAUGUCAGCCUGUGGUCAGGUAUGUUUAACAGAAACAAGUGAGCAUGUUAAAACAGAUGAUCACAGUAUUUUCCGGCUGUAUGGAAAAUCCAUUGUUUAAAGACUGUAGACCAGCUCAGUAAUUUCAGGUUAAUUUCCAGUCUAAUACCUAGGCAGGUAACUCAAAUUACAGAGAACCGCACGGUGGUCAUUUUGCCUGAAAGUUAGUUUUAUUGUGUGGAACAUCUGGAUGCAUUCACAGCAAUCGAAAUUAUGCUUAGCAACCUAAUAAAUACUAUAUUGCCUUCAUGUUGUUUAUAUACAUAAAGAGUCUACAUGAAUGUACUUUUUUUUAUUACCCCAGACUUUUUAUGACCUGAACAGAAAUAAUAUUGUUAAAUGUCAGAAGAAAAAGAGCAAAAAAAGAGAGAAAAUAUUUGUGUCUGUCAUUAUUUUUUUUAGUAAGCACUGCAUCUGUCUUACUGUAUGUCACCAUACCACUUACUAUGCUAUCAUCAUUUUUGACUACCUUUUGACUAUGUUACUGACUGGCACACCUGCAUCUCAGUUAUUUACUACCAGACCGCCAUCAAAGUGUUUUCUCAGUAUUCCAACAAUGUGUUGAAAAGCCACCAGCAAGGUCUGUAAGCAUGCACUAUCUUAGGCACAUAGGUGUGCAGCAGUUGUUACUGUUGAAUAUAUUGCCUCAAGUUCAGGCAGGUUUGUCUCUGCAGCAUGAGUGACUUUCCAUCCUGCCCUUUACUUCUUUGACCUCUCACUGGUUACUCUAAAGCCAUCAACUCCACCUCACCUCUGUGGCCAUCUGUGCUUCAAAAAUCCUAAGAAUGGCCCAGAUUGCCUUGACGUUGGAAUUAGAAAUGGCUUUUUUAAAAUUGAUGAUGUAUAUGGCAUGACUGUAUUUCUUCUGUUUUUGAUGCUUAGUUUAGAUCUGCUGAUUCUGGUAUAA